Molecule: messenger RNA, 2377 nt
Organism: Vidua macroura (Pin-tailed whydah)
Lineage: Eukaryota; Metazoa; Chordata; Aves; Passeriformes; Viduidae
Exons: 17
Coding region: 127-2265 (712 amino acids)
Biological process (GO): regulation of actin cytoskeleton organization; intracellular signal transduction; regulation of MAPK cascade
Cellular component (GO): cytoplasm
Molecular function (GO): protein serine/threonine kinase activity; ATP binding
Source: RefSeq, a predicted model, not a curated record
GAAGCAGCAGCAGUCUCUGCCCCGGUUCCCUCUGCUCCUGGAGAAGAAGCCAAAGAGGAGCAAAAGGAGCAAGACGACCACAAGCCUGCAGCUGUGGUCACAGCAGAGCCUGAUGCUUCCAAGAGAAUGACAGAAGCAGCAGCAGUCUCUGCCCCGGUUCCCUCUGCUCCUGGAGAAGAAGCCAAAGAGGAGCAAAAGGAGCAAGACGACCACAAGCCUGCAGCUGUGGUCACAGCAGAGCCUGAUGCUUCCAAGAGAAUGACAGAAGCAGCAGCAGUCUCUGCCCCGGUUCCCUCUGCUCCUGGAGAAGAAGCCAAAGAGGAGCAAAAGGAGCAAGACGACCACAAGCCUGCAGCUGUGGUCACAGCAGAGCCUGAUGCUUCCAAGAGAAUGACAGAAGCAGCAGCAGUCUCUGCCCCGGUUCCCUCUGCUCCUGGAGAAGAAGCCAAAGAGGAGCAAAAGGAGCAAGACGACCACAAGCCUGCAGCUGUGGUCACAGCAGAGCCUGAUGCUUCCAAGAGAAUGACAGAAGCAGCAGCAGUCUCUGCCCCGGUUCCCUCUGCUCCUGGAGAAGAAGCCAAAGAGGAGCAAAAGGAGCAAGACGACCACAAGCCUGCAGCUGUGGUCACAGCAGAGCCUGAUGCUUCCAAGAGAAUCCUUCCAGAGAAAGAGCAGGAGCAGAUUGCCUUAUCAGAGAUGCCAUGCCAGACUCAGGGAGAGCUGAGAGCCCGAGAGCAGGAAGAGCAGCUCAGGCAGCAGGUGGAAGAGCCACAGGAGAAUGGCCAGAAUAUCAAGGCAGAGCCACAAGCAGAGCUGCCCGAAGCUCAGAGUGCCAUCAUGGAAGUAAAGAAGAGGAACCAGGAAGAGACAAGAAGAAUUCAAGAGGAGAUGAAUCUCCAUCAGCAGAGGGGCGAUCAACAAAACCAGGUGAGUGAAAGAGUGGCAGCCACUCCACUCAUGAAAGAUCCUCUCUCUCGUAUUUUACAGAACUUGAAGGAACAGCUGGACACAGACUUUCAGAAAGCUCACGCUAAGAUCAAGGCAAGGGAGAAGAGGCAGGAGGAAGAAAUUAAAAUCAUCAGAGAAAAACUUAAUCCCCUCCCUCAGGCUCUACAAAAGCAAGUGCAAGUGUUGACAUCUCACCGGGCAGCCGGCAAAGACUUCCGGCAAAUGAGUGGCAAUGAAGAGCCCCGAGGCUGGCGUGAGGCACAGGAACUGUCCCCACCUAAGAUCUACAAGGGCUUUGUCACCAAACCUGCUGCAGCAACAGCAUGGUCUAAAGGAGCCUUUGCUCUCCAACCUGAGAAGUGGAGCCGGGGCGGUUUGUUCAUCUCCAGUGCUGACUCAGCUGCUGCUCAGCAACAGGAGAUCAAGGAUGACUCCCUGGAGCUACUGAGGAAAAUAGUGAACAUGGAAAAUCCUGUGAUGAAAUACACGGAACUGGAAUAUAUUGGCAGAGGGACUUUUGGAGAUGUUUGCAGAGCACUUGACAAUGCCACAGGAGGGCAGGUGGCCAUAAAGAAAAUAAAUCUCCAAGGACCGAGGAAGAAGGAACUAAAAGUCAAUGAAUUCAUGCUCAUGAAGACAAAUAAGAAUCCCAACUUGGUCAACUAUUUAGACAGCUACCUUGUGGAUGGGCAGCUCUGGCUGGUCAUGGAGUACAUGGACGGAGGCACUCUGAGCAAUGUCAUCAGCGAGACCUACCUGUCUGAAGACGAGAUGGCAGCCAUCAGCCUGGAUUUUCUUCACUCGAACCAUGUGAUCCACCGAUAUGUGAAGAGCAGCAACAUCCUUCUCAGAACCGACGGCUCUGUCAAGCUGGCUGACUCUGGCCUGUUUGUUCAGCUCACCCCUGAGCAGAGUCGACGGAGCUCAGUGGCCGGCACUUCUGGGUGGAUGGCGCCUGAAGUGGCGACAGGUCAACCAUGUGGCCCCAAAGUGGACAUAUGGUCUCUUGGAAUCGUGGGCAUCGAAAUGGUGGAACGAGAAGUUCCUUACCAGUAUGAAACUCCUGUUUCGGCUCAACUCCUGAUAGCCAGAGGAGGGAGACCAAAGCUGCGGCAGCCCAACCGAUGCUCGUCUUGCCUGCGUGACUUCCUGAGCUGCUGCCUGCAGACAGACGAGGCACGGCGCUGGUCUGCCAAGAAGCUCCUGCAGCAUCCAUUUGUAACAUCAGCCAAGCCAGCGUCCACCCUGGUACCACUCAUCAACUCAGUGAAGAAGGAGAAGAAGAAGACAAGAAGAGUCAAGAUAUUAUCUCCAUAACCAAGUUAGAGUAGGAUUGUAGAGUAGGACUCUAGAGUAGGAUUGUUGAGUAGUUUUGUAGUAUAGGUUUAUAGAGUAGGAUUGGAAUUAAAUAAAGUUUCUGAAGCAUCAA